This is a messenger RNA of Rotaria sp. Silwood2, 903 nucleotides long. The record is from the annotation of a GenBank genome assembly. NCBI's taxonomy places the organism in Eukaryota, Metazoa, Rotifera, Eurotatoria, Philodinida, Philodinidae.
AUGAAUAAGUCACCCAUAGAUAAUGUAUCAAAUGCAGAAAGUGGUGAUCUCUAUUUAACUAGCUUACGUAAUGAUCAUAUACUUGAAUUGUUUCAUGAAUUGAAGAAAUUCCCUGAUAGAAAUUGGUCAAUCAGAUUGACACUCGGCACUCGAAUCACAUCUAUCCGCUAUCGUCGUUUACGUGAUCUUUUAUCUUCUACAGUUAAUGUUGUUGAAUUCGAAAUUACAGCAAAUAAUAUGAAUGAGGAAGCACAAGUAAACUUGUUUACUGGUCUUUUCAACAACAAGAUACUUCAAAGAUGUGGUCUAUGGAAUAGCAAACUUAAUCAUGAAGCCAUGGAUUGGAUUGGACGUUUCAUACAGAACAAUACGAUACUGACAAAACUCCGUUUGGACUAUUGGGAAAUAGGUGAUAGUGGUGCUGUCUUUUUGACCAAAUACUUGCCCGAAAGCAGUUUACAAGAAUUAGGCUUGGGCAAUAAUUCACUUGGAGAUCGAAAUUGUACAAGUCUUCUUUUUUCAAUUUCUUCGACAUUAACAAACUUGUCAAUGGUUAACAAUAACAUAACAAUAUCAAGCUUACAAGCAAUUCUCACUUUUUUUGCAACCAAUCGAACAUUGAAAAGACUCGAAAUUUCUGAGAAUCCAAUUUUUGGAGAAGACCAUCCGGAUACAUGUAAUAAUAGUGUUUGGCAACAAAUAGUUGAAGCUUCCAAAAAAAAAAUAAUACUUGUGAAAUCGUUUAAAAUUGUCUACCAAGCAACAGACUUUCAUUCAAUUAUCUAUCAUAUUCUAUUAAUCAACCUGUAUCUUACUAACUGCUUGAAGAUGCUCAUUCACAUUCAGUAUCCCAAUUUUUCUUUAUUCUACUCUGAAAUAUUUACACAACAGGAUAUAAUGUAA